AAAAUUUAAUCACAACUAAAUUAAAAAUACUUAUUAAUUUAAAAUCUAUCUAAUUUAUUACAAAUCUCUCUCCAAAGAUUCAUCAAACCCAAAAAUCCCCAAUACACACACUUCCCCUGUUCUUCUUCCUCUGAAUCUACUCCCAAUUCUCACUCCUCUCUCUCUGUGAACCGUUUUCACUCCGGAUUAGCAAGUUUGGAUUGUAGUGGUGGAGAUAAGAGGAGUCUGGGAUCUGGGUUGAUGAUGGUUAAGUCAUUGCAGCCAUCUGUGAUGGUUGAUGAGAGGAGGUUGAGCUUGGAUUUAGGCAAUGCAAAGCAAAACCCAGAUGCCAAUUCGGUGAUUGAAUAUUCUCUUACUGGUGAUCUCACUGUAUCUGAUAGUGAUAGUGUUUCCUCUGGUAGCACUUUAGGAUUGCAUGAAUUAGGUAGUGGGAUUUCCAAAGGAAAAAAGGGGCUCGUGGCAUUUUUAUUUCUGCAAGGUUUUGGCAAGAAACAAAUAGCAGGUUGAGGCGCUUGCAGGAUCCAGGUUCACUAUUACCAACUAGUCCUAAUUCCAGAAUGAGCAUUUCAUCAAAAACCAGUCAAUCAAAAAGAUUUGGUGUUGAUGGUACAGGGACAUCCCAGAACUAUUGCUUCUUCAAUUAUUAGGGGAGCCACGGGGCCUGCCUCGCCUACUAAGCUUUGGACACCUACGGCUUCGUCUCCAUCACGAGGGAUUUCUAGUCCUUCAAGGGUGAGACCCAUGAGUAGUUAUCCUGGUAGUACACCUUCAAUUCUUAGUUUCUCAGUUGAUUUAAGGAGAGGGAAGAUGGGGGAGGAUCGAAUUGUUGAUGCACGUAUGUUGAGGCUUCUGUACAACCGUUACUUGCAAUGGCGGUUUGUAAAUGCAAGGGCAGAUGCUUCCUUCUUGUUGCAUAGACUAAAUGCAGAGAAAAUUUUUUGGAAUGUAUGGGUGACCAUCACAGAACUACAGCACUCUGUCAUUCUUAAAAGGAUCAAGUUACUUUUGCUGAGACAAAAGUUAAAGCUAACUUCUAUCUUCAAGGGACAAGAUCGGACCCGAGGGACCGAGGAGGCCAGUAGUGCUAGCAGUUGCAGAGUCAGUCAGCGUCUGCCAGAGUGUUGCAGGUUUGAGGUUGAUCGGGAAGUCUCAAGAGCAGAUGUUAUGCUUUUGUAAUAGUUAUAGAUUAGUACUGUUAGUAUGGACAUGAUGUAAUGUAACUGAGUUAUUGUAAUGUAAAGUUAAUUGGAGUUAUGUUUAUUGGAU
Manihot esculenta (cassava) is the source of this 1266-nucleotide messenger RNA. RefSeq names its product QWRF motif-containing protein 2. Lineage: Eukaryota; Viridiplantae; Streptophyta; Magnoliopsida; Malpighiales; Euphorbiaceae. The coding region runs from base 604 to 1176 and encodes 190 amino acids. Gene Ontology annotation, biological process: spindle assembly; centrosome cycle. The transcript is spliced from 4 exons. Gene Ontology annotation, molecular function: microtubule binding. The record is from RefSeq and is a predicted model, not a curated record. Gene Ontology annotation, cellular component: nuclear microtubule; cytoplasm; centrosome.